UAUUUAGAGGCAAUCGUUCGAAAAUGGAGGAUGAAGCAGCUGUUAUUUACGGUUUAGAGUUCCAAUGCCGCUGUUUAACAGCACAAAUAGCUGAAACCGAAUUAAUAAAAUUUUUAGCCGGCACACAAAGCUUAAAGCACGAUAAUCAAGUUCACCUCAUCGAAUACGAUGAUGAUCAUAACACGGUUUCAAAAGAUGUCUAUGCACACAAUGUGGGCGAAAUUUGGCAUAUAGCAGCUUGUCCGUGGGAUAAAACUAUUUUUUCGACGAUUUACAGCAAAACUGUUGAAAGUAAGCGUGAGGUUACAUCUACCUUGUGGAAAAUUCCUGAAUCAGACAAACAUUCAUCCCAGGACAAUCAUCACGCCAAAGAAUUAACAAAGUUAAUUGAUUUUGGAACAUUGGAUUAUGGUGAUGUUAAUCAAGUCAUUUUUCAUCCCAGCACGGAGGACCAUGAAGUAAUAACAUUGGUUGAUAAUCAUAUUUUACAAUGGGAUGUCGGAUCGGAUGAGUGCAAAAUAAAAAAUUCUUUUAGUUUGGAGGUUAAGGGGCAGAAGAGUUUAACGUGCGGAAAGUGGGGUCCUCACCACAACUGCGUUCAAAUAUGCACUGCAAAUGAUACUACUUUAAGGGGGUGGGAUCUACGAACGAAAAAAUCUGUAUAUACUAUAGAAAAUGCUCAUUCCCAGCUCAUUAGAGACUUAGAUUACAAUCCAAAUAGACAAUACUACCUGGCCUCCUGUGGUGACGAUUGUAAAGUUAAAUUUUGGGACGUUCGAAACACUAAGGAAGAGGUUAAAGUUCUCUCAGACCAUUCUCAUUGGGUAUGGUCAGUUCGAUUUAAUCAUUUUCAUGACCAAUUAGUUCUAACUUCUUCAUCCGAUAGUAGAGUUAUAUUAUCAAGUACUGUAUCAAUAUCUAGUGAAACCUAUGGAGCCUUGCUAGAGGAAGACAACAUAAAUGACGAUAAUACAAAUGAUAAAAGUAUAAAUGAUGAAGAAAAUAAAAGAGUUCCUCAACAAGACGGAAUAGUUAAAAUAUAUGACGAGCACGAAGAAAGCGUAUAUGCUGCAGAAUGGUCUUCCGCCGACUCUUGGGUUUUUGCAUCAUUAAGUUACGACGGCCGUCUCGUAGUCAACAGAGCGCCUAGGUCAGAGCGUUUUAAGAUUUACUUUGACGGUAUGGGCGAAGAUUAAGGUUAUCUCAAGGAAAUCAUUUAUCUAAUCUUUCUAGGGAAAUUUUUUGUCAAAUUCUCUUUUACAAGACAAAAUUCAAUACUAUAAAAAUAUUAAUUAGUAUUUAAACAACUUUAUUAAUCACUUAAUUGUUUAUAAAUGUAAACAAAGAGAAAAAACAAACUAACUUUUGCUUCUUUCCUUCCAGAAUCUAUUUUUUUUUGUUUUUA
This is a messenger RNA of Dimorphilus gyrociliatus, 1405 nucleotides long. Lineage: Eukaryota; Metazoa; Annelida; Polychaeta; Dinophilidae. The record is from the annotation of a GenBank genome assembly.